Molecule: messenger RNA, 6671 nt
Organism: Jaculus jaculus (lesser Egyptian jerboa)
Lineage: Eukaryota; Metazoa; Chordata; Mammalia; Rodentia; Dipodidae
Gene: Col4a6
Product: collagen type IV alpha 6 chain
Exons: 46
Coding region: 247-5376 (1709 amino acids)
Cellular component (GO): collagen trimer; basement membrane
Molecular function (GO): extracellular matrix structural constituent
Source: RefSeq, a predicted model, not a curated record
CUCCUGGCUCGUGGAACUAUCUCCUGAGCGCUGCAAGUUGUAGCGGGCACCGCUGGGCGUGUUUCCCUUUGGGGCACUUCUUAUCCAGCAGCUGACUUUAGUUUCUUCUGCACUGAGCCACUUCGCCCCCUUACACCCUGUCCUGAAUAAGGGAGAAGCUGCAGAGCAUCAACCGAGCCUGGAUGAGCCAGCGCCGCGGAGCCGCUGAGCAGUCUCCCCUCGGGAACCAGCUCCGGAGCCGCAAGCAUGCACCCUGGGUUGUGGCUGCUCCUGCUUUCCUUGUGCUUGCCCAAAAAACUGGCAGAAGCGGGAGAGAAGAAGUCCUAUGUAAAGCCAUGUGGGGGCCAAGACUGCAGUGGAGGCUGUAAAUGCUCUCCAGAGAAGGGAGCGAGAGGACACCCUGGACUGAUUGGAACUCAAGGUCCAACAGGUCCUGAAGGAUUUGCUGGCCCUGCUGGUUUAUCAGGGUUGAAAGGAGACAGGGGUGCCCCUGGCCCUCUGGGGCCAUAUGGACCAAAAGGAGAUAAGGGUCCUAUGGGAGUUCCUGGCUUUCUUGGUAUCAAUGGGAUUCCAGGACACCCAGGACAGCCAGGCCCCAGGGGACCACCAGGCCAAGAUGGCUGUAAUGGAACUCAAGGAGCUGUUGGAUUUCCAGGCCCUGAUGGUUAUCCUGGAAUUAUUGGAUCACCUGGCCCACAUGGUCACAAGGGAGCAAAAGGAGAUCCUGCUCCUGUUCAAGGCAGCAUUAUAGGAAUGAAGGGAGAGCCUGGGCUGCCUGGACUAGAUGGAACCACUGGUCCGUCAGGAUCCCCUGGAUCUCCUGGUAUUGCUGGACCCAUAGGACCACCAGGAUUACAAGGCUCUCCAGGUCCCCCUGGACUCCCCGGUCCUGAUGGAAAUAUGGGAUUAGGUUUCCAAGGAGAAAAAGGAACUAAGGGGGAUGUUGGACUCCCUGGCCCUGCAGGACCUCCACCAUCUACUGGGGAACUAGAAUUUAUGGGAUUUCCCAAAGGGAAAAAAGGAUCCAAGGGUGAACCAGGGCCUCCAGGUCUCCCAGGCAUGACUGUCCUUCCUGGCUUCCCGGAAUAUGAAUUUAUUGGAGAAAAAGGAGAAAAGGGAAUCCUUGGUUUGCCUGGACCUAGGGGUCCUAUUGGUUCAGAAGGAAUGCAAGGUCAUCCAGGAAGACAGGGAAUGAAGGGGUCCCCAGGAUUUCCUGGGCUUAGCGGGUUCCCAGGAACUAAGGGUGAACAGGGUGGCAUUGGUCUUCCAGGCCCAGACAUUUUCACUGAUGCAGAUGGUGCUGUGAUCUCAGGUUAUCCUGGAGACCCUGGUUUACCAGGCCUCCCAGGCAUUAGAGGAGAUGGAGGCACCCAGGGCCAGCGUGGCCCUCCUGGUAUCCCUGGCAUCCCAGCCUUAACAGGUCUUCCAGGUACUCUUGGACCUCGGGGAUUUCCAGGCCUGAAGGGAAACCAAGGAAACCCAGGCCUCACCACCAUUGGGAAAAAUGGCCUGCCUGGCAGAGUUGGCUUACCAGGCUUGCCAGGCCCGCCAGGCCCAUCAGGCUUACCUAAUGCUUCACUCGAAACUAGACUCCUGCCCAUCAGAAAGCCUGGGUUCCCUGGUCUCCGAGGUGAACAAGGUCCAAAAGGAAACCCAGGCUUCAAAGGAAUAAAAGGGGACGCUGGGUUUUGUGCUUGUGAUGGUGGUGUUCCCAACACUGGACCACCUGGAGAACCAGGCCUGCCUGGGCCACAAGGUCUCAUUGGCCUCCCAGGCCUUAAAGGAACCAGAGGAGAUCCAGGCACUGAGGGUACACCUGGCCCAGCGGGGACUCCAGGGUUAUUUGGACCUCCAGGUCAUGUAGGCCCCAAAGGAAAGAAAGGUGAAUCAAAUGUCAGUAGAGGAUCUGGACUAUCAGGAGACAAAGGUGAUCGUGGCCCUCAGGGUUUCCCUGGUAUAGCAGGAGCCCCAGGCAAGGAUGGAGUACCAGGUUUGCCAGGCUUGCCAGGCCCUAAGGGAGACAGUGGAUCUGGCUUCCCAGGUGAAAAGGGGUCACCUGGACUUCCUGGUGAAAAGGGCCGUGAUGGACCAACUGGCCCCCCAGGCAUUGGGCUGCCCGGACUUCCUGGAUCUCGUGGACUUCCUGGAGAUAAAGGAAUAGAUGGGUUACCAGGGCAACAAGGCCUCCGUGGAGCUCCAGGUGAUUGCUGCUGCAGGGAAAACAUUGGUAAAGAAGACCUAGGCACAGAGGGAGGAGUCACCUUGCCUUGUGUUAUUCCUGGAUCAUAUGGUCCAUCAGGAUUUCCUGGAGUACCUGGAUUCCCAGGUCCUAAAGGUACCCGUGGCCUCCCUGGGAUUCCAGGUAAGCCUGGGACACAUGGAAAUAAAGGAGAACGUGGAAGUCCAGGAUUACUUGGUCUCCAAGAACUGCCAGGAUUUCCUGGACCUCGUGGGGACAAGGGUUUGCCUGGAUUUCCUGGGCUUCCUGGAAAAGAUGGCUUACCUGGGAAGGCUGGCAGUACAGGUUUACCAGGUUCCAAGGGAGCCUCUGGUGACAUCUUUGGUGCCAAAAAUGGUGCUUCAGGCGAGCAAGGCCUACAGGGAUUGCCAGGGGACAGAGGAUUUCCUGGAGAUUCUGGCCUUCCAGGACCCACUGGUUUAAAUGGAAAGCCUGGCUUGCUAGGCCCCAAAGGUGAGCAGGGCAGUUCUGGAGCAUCAGGACCAAUUGGACAGCCAGGACCCCCAGGUUCUGGUGAUCCAUUCGGCAUCAAGGGCAAAUCUGGCCUUCCGGGAGCACCAGGCCUUCGAGGCACUUCAGGACAUCCUGGAAAGAAGGGCCCAAGAGGAGAGACAGGUCAGCCUGGAUCAGCUGGGAAACAAGGUCCACCUGGGAUAAAAGGCCUUCCUGGAUCUCCAGGGCCAGCUGGCUUCCUUGGGAGCCCAGGCUUGCCAGGGGUCACUGGGUUGCCAGGCCUUCUGGGACAAAAGGGUGAAAAAGGAUCCUUUGGACAAGUAGGUUUUCCUGGGCUGCCAGGUCUUCCUGGUAUUCCUGGGGCAAAUGGAUUAAAGGGAAUUUUUGGAUCAUUUGGAAAGGUGGGACAACCCGGACAGGCUGGUAGUCGUGGUGAAAAAGGAGACAGAGGCGAUCCAGGACCAGUUGGAACACCCAGCCUAAGACCUCCAAUGUUGGAUCUUUGGUUUAAAGGAGACAAAGGUUCUCAAGGCCCAGUUGGACCAGAUGGAUUUCCUGGACCAAGAGGUGAUAAAGGAGAGGCUGGUAUCCCAGGGCCACCAGGUCCACCUGGAGUUCCUGGACAGUCCAGUGCCAUCAAAGGACUUAAUGGAAGGCCAGGCUCGCCUGGCUCCAUAGGACGACAGGGCUUACCUGGCCUGAAGGGUUCCCUGGGGAUCACAGGUUUCCCAGGAAUGCCAGGAGAAAGGGGUCCACGGGGUUUCCUUGGGGCUCCCGGACUCCCAGGAGCAUUUGGUCUCCCAGGCUUAAAAGGAGAUCAGGGCCAGACUCUUGAACUUUCUGGUAUCCCAGGACCCAAGGGACCACCUGGUGAACCAGGUUUUAAAGGUGUGAAAGGAAAAGAUGGACUAGUCGGUGAUCCAGGUUAUCCAGGAAAUAAAGGUGAAAGUGGAAACGCUGGUCUUGCUGGAGAUCCUGGCCUUCCUGGCUCUGCAGGACUUCAAGGAAUUUUAGGUAUGAGAGGAGACCCAGGCCUCCCAGGCUCCUCUGGUCAUCCAGGGUCAGCUGGUGCCCCCGGACCCUCUGGAUUAAUGGGACCUAAAGGCUUCUCUGGGCCCCUUGGCUUACAUGGACUAAAUGGACUUCCAGGUACCAAGGGUACCCUUGGCACUCCAGGAGCCAGUGUCACUGGUGUACCUGGUCCUGCUGGCCUGCCUGGUCCCAAAGGGGAAAAGGGCACAGCAGGAAUUGUCACUGGAGAGCCAGGAAAACCAGGCUCGAGAGGACAAAAAGGUAGCCGAGGGAUCCCAGGCCUCCAAGGCCAUGCUGGUCCCCCUGGUAUCCCAGGCAUCUCCUUUCCCUCAUUCAUAGCAGGACAGCCUGGUGACCCUGGACAGCCAGGCCUAGAUGGAGAACGAGGCCGCCCAGGCAAACAAGGGCCCCCAGGUCCUCCUGGGCCAUCCUCAGAUCAAGGUGAACCUGGAGACCCUGGCUUCCCUGGAAUUCCAGGUCUUCAAGGGCCCAAGGGAGACCAAGGACUUCCAGGUUUCUCUGGCCUCCCUGGAGAGCUAGGGCUGAAAGGCAUGAGAGGGGAGCCUGGCUUCAUGGGUACUCCAGGCAAGGUUGGGCCACCAGGAGACCCAGGAUCUCCUGGGAUGAAGGGAAAGGCAGGUCCAAGAGGCUUUCCUGGCCUCCAGGGUGCUCCUGGAAAAACACCAAUUGCUGAAGCUGUCCAGGUUCCUCCUGGACCCUUGGGCCUGCCAGGGUUCGAUGGUAUCCCUGGCCUUACAGGGGACCCUGGGGUCCAAGGACCUAUGGGUCUGCAAGGCUCCAAAGGUCUACCUGGAAUUCCUGGCAAGGAUGGCCCCAGUGGGCAUCCAGGCCCACCUGGGACCCUUGGUGAUCCUGGUCUCCCUGGACUGCAAGGCCCUCCAGGAUUUGAAGGAGCUCCAGGGCAGCAGGGCCCUUUUGGGAGGCCUGGGAUGCCUGGGCACAGUGUAAGAGUGGGCUACACAUUGGUGAAACACAGUCAAUCGGAACAGGUGCCUCUGUGCCCCAUCGGAAUGAGCCAGCUGUGGGUGGGUUACAGCUUGCUGUUUGUGGAGGGGCAGGAAAAAGCCCACAACCAGGACCUGGGGUUUGCUGGCUCCUGCCUGCCCCGCUUCAGCACCAUGCCUUUCAUCUACUGCAACAUCAACGAAGUGUGCCACUAUGCCAGGCGCAAUGACAAAUCCUACUGGCUCUCUACUACUGCCCCCAUUCCCAUGAUGCCUGUGGGCAAGACCCAGAUUCCCCAGUACAUCAGCCGCUGCUCUGUAUGUGAGGCUCCCUCACAAGCCAUUGCUGUGCACAGCCAGGACAUCACCAUCCCACAGUGCCCUCUGGGUUGGCGCAGCCUCUGGAUUGGUUACUCUUUCCUCAUGCACACUGCAGCUGGGGCCGAGGGAGGAGGCCAGUCUCUGGUUUCCCCUGGCUCCUGCCUUGAGGACUUCCGGGCCACUCCUUUCAUCGAGUGCAGCGGUGCUCGAGGUACCUGCCACUACUUUGCCAACAAGUACAGUUUCUGGCUGACAACAGUGGAGGAGAGGCAGCAGUUUAGGGAAGAUCCUGUGUCUGAGACACUGAAAGCUGGACAGCUGCACACCCGAGUGAGCCGCUGCCAGGUGUGUAUGAAAAGCCUGUAGGGUGGUGCCUGCCACACUACCCCUUGCUCUCCCUGGCCCCUCACAACAGUCACCUCAUAAAUAUGAGCAGUCUAAGGAAGGAAGGCCCAAGCCCAUUUGCCUAUCUGCCAAGUUGUACAUGAGGUCUCAUUUGGAUUGGACUACUGGACAUUGGUCACUCUAACCCCUAAGCCCAACAGAUGAGCCCCACUGUGUCAGGAUAAGAUACUUGUUUCCAUCAACGUGGUGCUACUGUUCCAUUUUGCAUAUUUGCAUGCUUAUUGAUGGCUACCCCAGAAAGAGUUUCUGGUAUGCCAUUUUCUUAGACUUAGCUCUUUUCACUGCCUUCAUCAGAUAAUGAACUAAUUAUAGCCAAUAAGUGAGUUACAAUCAGAGGUGACCAUAUAUAAUUAACUUAAGCUACAACUGAGGAUUAUGAGUAGCUCAAGUCUAUUUAGGGCAAGCCCUCACUAUUCACGGUGGCCUACCAUGCCUAGACAGGCAGUAGAAUUGGAAUGAGAUGCCAGCCUAUAGCCAGACUUUUGUUCUCAAUCCUUCCAGUAUGAGCAAGACAACAUCCCAUCUUGUCAGGGAAGCUUGAAGGCCAGCAUCUGAGAGGGCCUUAUUAACUUCACAUGGUCUUAGACAAGUCACUUUCUCCUGGACACCUCCCUCCCCCCACUCCAGCCAAAGACAGGACUUGGCUCUGUCCAGAGUAGAGCAGAGAAUGUAACAAAUGUGACUAAGCUUAUAAAAGGAAAUGAGAACCAGAACCACAUCCCUUUUUCCUUGGCCUAGGGUAGAAGGGUGAAUAGGUAAGGAGGUGUGAAUUUUGCUUUUGACUCCAGGGACAAAAAGAUGAAUCCCAUGCCCCACUUCCCAGAUGUCACUGUUUAUUCUAAAUACCAUCCAGAUGUGCACAAUGUGGCAUGGUGAUGAGGCAGUGUGUUAAUUCCUUACAUUCUUAGGCUAUUAGAGACUUUCCACUAAAAUGGCCAUCCAAAUGCUCUUUUACAGGUAGCCUUUUAAACUCUUAAUAUGCUUUCGAAGCCUCAUAAAACAGCAGACCUAAAGAAUAGCCUGAGUUGGCUAGGAACUAUAUUGUAUUCUAUUUGUGGCAGUUUGUUUUAAUUACCAAUUUCCAAGAACACUCUUAGCUAUGUUGCCAUGAAGCACUUCCUUCCAUUUGAUUCUUCUUCUUUAAGUAUUAUGUAAGCUGUGCCAACACAGACAAAAGCAUAAGCAGUGUAAUCUGAACUAUUGUCAGUGCAUGGUGUCAACUUUGUACAUAGCAAAUAAAAUGAAUGAAAUCUGAA